AUUCCAUCAUCUACCAUUACACUGGGUAAUCGUGCUAAAGAUCCCAUGGUCAUAUAAUUACAAUUUCCACAUAUUUAUGAGAAGCAACCUCUAAUGGGGGAGUCAUCUUCACAUGCUCCACAAAUAUCAUCUCUACCCUUUGAAACCUCAUACCCACCACUUGAGAUGAACAACCCAACCUUUCCCACAGCCAUACCACCUUUGAUGGGACAAGUGUCAGCUAUUCAACCCAACCCCUUAGUUGAGAUAUUGAGGCCUACUUUGGAGGAUGGGAAGUCAAGAGAAGUCGAUCACAAGUUGCAACAAUUGGAAGAGGCUCUGAAGGCUAUGCAAGGGCCACAAGCUUAUGGUUGUCUUUAUGCCCACUUGCAGAUGUACGCCAAGAAAAUGGCACCUUAUGCCAAUGAUGAGAGGAUACUCAUUCAUUACUUUCAAGACAGUCUGUUAGGCCCAGCAAGUAUUUGGUUCUCCAUUCUUGACAAGAAGAAGAUUCGCACUUUCAAGGAUGUGUCUCAAGCUUUCAUGAGGCAGUAUGAGUACAAUAUGAGUCUGGCUCCUACAAGGGAUAGCUUACAGAGAGUUACCAAGAAGAGUAAUGAAACCUUCAAAGAAUUUGGCCAACGGUGGAGAUCCGAAGCAGCUAAGGUCAUUCCACCCCUUGCUGAUAGCGAAAUCUGCUAUCUAUUUAUCAAGUCAACUACCGAGACUUGCCGUGCAUGGCAAUUAGAGCAAGUCAAGACUAGUAACACCAGAUCUACUUCAAAGAAGUUUGCACCCAAAGGGAAGAAAGAAGAUGAGGAGGCUGUAAGUCAUAUUUUCACUGACCAUGCCAAACCAAUUUAUAAUGUGGCAAAUGUUCCUUAUAAUCAGCAACCCCAAUUGCAAUUCACUCCAACCUUUAGGCCUACCACUUAUCCUCAAAGGAGGCCAAACUUUAAUACUCAAGCUCCUAUUAGACAACAAUUUCCACUUACAAAUAGACCGAGACAGUUCACUAGACUUCCAAUCCCUUACAGUGAGGUGUUGAAACAAUUAGUUGAAGUAGGUUUAAUGAAGACAGUGCAAGCAAACCCUAUUCGGCCACCUUAUCCAUUUUGGUAUGAUCCACAAGCUAGGUGCGAAUAUCACAAUGUGGUGGGUCAUGGUACCAAAUAUUGUGCAACUUUGAAACAUAGGAUUCAAGAUCUCAUUGAUGAGGGUAAACUUCAGCUUGAUGCUAAGGAAGCUAAGGUUGAUGAACCCGUGUUGAAGAAUGUCAGUUCUUGGUCUCUUAAUGAGUUGUUUGCCAUUUUGAUGGAGCAUGAUCUAAUUCAGCUGAUCGCACCAAUGAGCUUGAAUGUUUUGCCGAGAAAGGUUGAGGAGUUGCAGGCAAUGGGAUCUUUGAAGUUUGUGUUUACUCCAGAGUCAGAGAAAUCUAUAGCACCAGUGACUGAGGAAUACUUCACCAAAGAGAGGCCAUAUACUCUACAGAGUAUUAAAAAGGCACAAGUCAUCAGUCAAAAUUCUCAACAGCCUUAUGUCUUGAAGACCUCUCUUAGUGAGCCAUCCGUGGGAGAAACAUCAUCUAUGGUCAACAGCCAUAUUCCUUAUUCAUUUAUGGCCACACCUCAACAUGUUACCAUUAUGGAUCCUACAACUAAUGAUGUGUCCAAUAUGACCCGUAGUGGUCGGUGUUAUGUGAAUCUCAAAGUGCAAGAAUUGAGAAGGGCUGCCCUGAAAUCAAAAGACAUCAGAAUUGAAGAAAUGCCAGAAGAAUUGCCUAAGAAGCUAAUAGUCUUGAAAGAGGCUCAUGUGCCUAAGAACAUUGAUACUCAGAAGUUUGGGACCGUGGUUGGGGCAAUCGUGGCUCCAAAUUAUAUUAAUUUCAUUGAUGAUGAGAUUCCCGAUGAAGGAAAUGGGCAUACCAAGGCUCUUCACAUUUCUGUUCAGUGUAAGAUGAUGAAUGUGCCUCAUGUGUUGAUUGAUAAUGGGUUAGCCUUGAAUGUGGUCCCUAUGACUGUUUUGAAGCAAUUGAAGAUGGAUGAGUCUCACAUGAAUCAGUGUAACACAGUGGUUCGUGCUUUUGAUGGAACAAAAACAAGUGUGAUUGGAAAGAUUGAGCUUCUAGUGGAAAUUGGUCCUGUGACUUUUGAUGUGGAUUUCUUUGUUAUGGACAUUUCUCCUGCUUUCAAUAUGCUUCUUGGAAGGCCUUGGAUACAUGUUGCGGGAGUAGUACCAUCCACUUUGCAUCAAAAGGUCAAAUACAUUGUCAAUGGUGUCCUUGUUACUGUGAAUGGCGAGGAUGAACAUGUCAUUAGAAAAGCUAUAACCAUCCCAUACCUAGGAGUUGAUUCUGGAACUUAUGAGCCCUCUUAUCACUCAAUGGAGUGUGCUGCUGCUUCUUAUAUCCAUCCAAAGUUAAGAGGGAAACGGGCUGAAAUGGCUAAACCUGCUAAAGUUGCUGCUAGAAUCAUGCUUUCAUGUCAUUAUCAGUUGAGAGAGGGUUUGGGAUUGAAUGGAAAAGGAAUUCUUGAGCCUAUCGAAGUAAUUCAAGCUUGUGGCACUUUUGGUUUGGGAUACAAACCGAACAAGGAAGAUUGGCAGAGAAUGCGUGCUACUAAAGCGGAGAAGCGCCUUGCUAGAUUUCAAGGGAGAGAUCUGAGAAAUGAACCAAUGUGGGUGCCGCACAUUAGAAUUACAUUUCCACGGCCUGUUGAGAUUUUAUGCCCUUUUCUUGAUGGAUAUGUGGUGAAGCAUAUGAAUGUCUUAUAUGUAGACCCAAGGGGUAUUGUUGUCACUAGCGAACCGCCUGAAAUUGGGGAAUGUUCAAAACAAGCACAAUUCGAGGAGGUGGUUGUGGAAGAUAUCACUGAUGAAGUAUGUUCUAAUGAUAAGGAAGAUUGUUUUGACUUCAACAACCUCUUUGGGUCAGCCAACAUGACAGAUCCUAAGGAAAGGUGGAGGAGAAUGCUUGUUGAAAGGGUAUUUAUGGAGGGGCACCCCAACUUCCAUCUUGUGCAUCAUGCAAAAACUCCAAUGGAUGAGGAAAGACCGGAAUUUGAUAGGGGAAUUUCUUUGGUCAAUGGAAGCUCUCUGGUCAAUGGAAGCUCUCAGGCUAAUUGGACAGUAGAACUUCUCCCUGUAGCUUUCAUCUCUGAGCCUGCUAAUGACGAAUCUUUAAACAAUGACACCAUAUCAGACUUUAUAUAUGAGAUUGAUGAUCAGACCUAUAAUGAAGAAGACAAUGAAAAUCUUGAUCCUUCUCAUGAACUAACUCAAAUGCCAAAAGAGGAAAAACCAAAGCUGCAACCAAAUCAAGAGACAGAAACCAUUAAUCUGGGUACUGAGGAUGAUAGAAAAGAGAUAAACAUUAAUGCUCAUCUAUCUUCAAAGGAAAGAAAAGAAUUAAUUGAACUCUUAUAUGAAUUCCAAGAUGUUUUUGCUUGGUCCUACAAAGACAUGCCAGGAUUAGAUCCUGAUAUUACUGUUCACGCCAUUCCACUCUAUUCUGAGGCCAAAUCAAUCAAGCAAAAGCUAAGAAGGAUGAAGCUAGAGGAUGGCCGAGUCAGAGUCUGUGUGGAUUAUAGAGACUUGAACAAAGCAAGCCCCAAGGAUGAUUUCCCAUUGCCUCACAUCCAAAUUCUGUUAGAUAAUGCUACCAAAAAUGCUCGGUUCUCUUUUGUUGAUGGUUACUCUGGGUACAAUCAUAUAAGAAUGAAGGAGAAGGACGAGCUCAAGACUACAUUCAUCAUUCAAUGGGGUACCUUUUGCUACAAAGUUAUGCCUUUUGGACUCAAAAAUGUCGGGGCAACAUACCAAUGCUUUGUGAUUACUUUAUUACAUGACUUUGUGCAUACCAUUGUUGAGCUAUAUGUUUAUGACAUGGUGAUUGUGUCCAAAGAAGAGAUGCUACAUACAGAAAAUCUCAAGAAGGUGUUUGAACGCCUUAGAAGAUACAAAAUGAGACUCAAUCCUACUAAAUGUACUUUUGAUGUGGAUUCGGGAAAGCUACUUGGCUUCAUUGUGAGCCGCCAAAGAAUAGAGAUUGAUCCAACCAAAAUAAAAGCCAUUGAUGAAAUGCCACCACCAAAAUACCAAAAAGAAGUUCAAAGUUUCUUGGAAAACCCUCAUACCUGGAAUGACCAAUGCCAACAAGCCUUUGACAAAAUCAAAGAAUACCCCAAAAACCCACCAAUCCUUGUGCCUCCAACUGAUAAAAGGCCCUUCAUCCUACAUAUCAUGGUCCUUGAAAAAUCCAUGGCAGCCGUCCUUAUCCAACAUAAUGACUCAGGCAAGAAAGAGAGAGCCAUCUAUUAUGCCAUCAAAGGGCAAGCCAUUGCAAAUCAUUUAGCCAAACAUGCGGCAGAGGAUUAUGAGCCUAUUGAUUGGGAUUUUCUUGAUGAAAACAUUUUGGCAGUGGAGGCAGAAUCUGAUUCAAAUAAUUGGAAUCUCUUCUUUGAUGGAGCUGUUAACCAGCUUGGUUGUGGCCUUGGAGCAGUAUUGGUAUCUCCAAAGGGCGAUCAUUUUCCUAUUGCUAUAAAGCUUGAUUUUGCUUCACUAAUCAUCUACCAAACAAAUGGAGAAUGGCAAACCAAGGAUCCAAAACUUAUUCCCUAUCACCAAUACCUCGAAACUCUCCUAAGAAAAUUCAGAUUCAUCUCCUUAAAUCAUAUGCCCCGUGCCAAGAACCAAUUUGCGGAUGCUUUGGCAACUUUAGCCUCCAUGAUCCAAAUCUCUAGCAAUGACAUAAUCAAGCCUUUGAUGAUUGAAAUUAGUCAAAAACUGGCACAUUGCAUGAAAAUCAAGGUUGAUGACAAACCAUGGUUUCAUGAUAUUAAACAGUUCUUGCAAAAUGGGGAAUAUCCUCUUCAUGCCUCUAAAGUGAACAAGAAGACAAUCAGAAAGUUGGGAGCUACAUACUUCUUGAAUGGCAAUACACUGUAUAAACAUUUUGUUGAUAUGACUUUGUUAAGAUGUGUCGAUGAAAUAGAAGCAAAACAAGUCAUGACUGAGGUCCAUGAAGGGAUAUGUGGGACACAUGCAAAUGGAAGAAUGCUUGCUAGAAAGAUUCUCCAAGCCAGGUAUUAUUGGUCGACUAUGGAACAUGACUGCAUCAAAUAUGCACGAGCUUGUCACAAAUGUCAAAUCUAUGCUGAUCAUAUUAAUGCUCCACCUUCAUUACUGCAUAAUAUGUCCACUCCUUGGCCAUUCUCCAUGUGGGACAUUGAUGUGAUUGGGGCAAUUAAUCCUAAAGCUUCUAAUGGUCACCAAUUUAUCUUGGUCGCUAUUGAUUAUUUCACCAAAUGGGUAGAAGCGACAUCUUAUGCUAGUGUUACCAAAAAGAUGAAUGGUGCGGUGGAAGCUGCCAACAAGAACAUCAAGAAGAUUCUAGCUAAAAUGGCAGUCACUUACAAAGAUCGGCAUGAAAUGUUGCCAUAUGCUCUCCAUGCUUAUAGAACCUCUGUUCGCACUUCAAUUGGGGCAAUACCUUAUUCCUUGGUAUAUGGAAUGGAGGGAGUAUUACCAAUUGAGCUAGAAAUCCCUUCUAUGAGAAUCUUAUCCGAGUCAAGGAUUGAUGAAGAAGACUUGAUUCAAAAAAAGAUCGAUUAUCUCAACUUGCUUGAUGAGAAAAGAUUGGCAGCUCUUUGUCAUGGCCAAUGCUAUCAGCGAUGAAUGGCAGCAGCUUACAACAAGAAAGUCAAACCUAGAGUAUUUCAUCAAGGAGAUCUUGUUUUGAGGAAGAUCAUGCCAAAUGAAAGGGACCCUAGGGGCAAAUUUGCACCAAACUAUGAAGGGCCCUAUGUUGUUAAAUAAGCUUUCUCCGGAGGAGCACUCUUGUUGAGAUAUCCAGAUGGAAUUGAUUAUCAUCACCCAAUAAAUGACGAUGCUAUUA
Molecule: messenger RNA, 5872 nt
Organism: Rubroshorea leprosula
Lineage: Eukaryota; Viridiplantae; Streptophyta; Magnoliopsida; Malvales; Dipterocarpaceae
Source: the annotation of a GenBank genome assembly